GGAAGCUCAGACAGAAAGCUGCACGUCUUUGAGCUGUAGACUCACCUGAGCCCGAGACCCACUGCAUGCACAGGUGAGGGAGGAUGAGGAGGAGAGUGGAGCAGAGGGAGGACAGCGCAGAACUCAUCGCCAUGGAAACCCAGGCGGAGACGGACUACGGCAGCAUCGCCGCGGAUGCACCUGUUCAUCGUCCUGACAGGAACGUCUUCAGUGACGGGUUUAGUCGAGUUGAUUUUGUCUUGGUGUGGGAGGAGCCUCUGAGCUCACAGAGGGAGGAAAGCAGAGGUGUAAGCCCCGCCCACAAGGAGUGGAGAAAGGUGUUUCUGAACAAGCUGAGAGACUGCGGCCUGCUGCAGGAGCAGAAGGAGGUCAUUGAGGCGAAGACAAAGAUCACUUUUGUCCUCCUCAGUGCUCCAUGGAGUGUCCUCUGCUACUACGCUGAAGAGAUCAGCCUUAGAGUUCCUCUGCAGGUAUUCACCGCUCCGAUCACUAACUGGUCCGCGCAGAUCUUCUCCCGACUGUCCCUCCCUAACCUUCUGUCUCAGGAUGUCCCCAACCCCCCACCUGACUUCUACACCUGUCAGUUCAGGAAUAACAAGCUGCAGAGGUUUCUGGGCAGCAACAACAAAAACACCUUCUUCAAGACGUCUCAAAGACACCAGGUGCUGUACGAGAUCCUGGCCAGGACGGCGUACGGGUCGGUAAAGCGAGGGGAGGUGGGAAUCGAUCGACUGAUAACGGAGCAGGUCUUCACUGCAGCCUAUCCGCUGCACGAGGGAGGUUUCCGGCUGCCGACGCCCCCCGUCUCUCCCCAGUCGCUAGUUCUAAGGGAGAUCCUGUACUCCUACUGGGCCACGUGGUCCUCCUGGAGACACUACCAGCCUCUGGACCACAUCAGGGAGUACUUUGGGGAGAAGAUAGCGCUCUACUUCGCCUGGCUGGGUUUCUACACCGGCUGGCUGCUGCCGGCGUCGCUGGUCGGCACCGUGGUCUUCUUGUUCGGGUUCUGGCUCAUGGCCACUGACGUUCCGGCGAAGGAGUUGUGUGACAGCGGAAACAGCUUCACCAUGUGUCCUCUCUGUAACAUCUGCUCCCACUGGAACUACUCCAGCAUCUGUGUCACCUUCAAGGCUGGCAUCAUGUUUGAUAAUGGGGGGACGGUGUUCUUCAGCGUCUUCAUGUCUCUGUGGUCUGUCACCUUCCUGGAGUACUGGAAGAGGACCUGCUCGGUCCUGUCUCACCGCUGGGACUGCUCAGAGUUCCAGGACAUCGAGGAGAGACCUCGUCCGGAGUUCACUGCCAUGGCUCCGAUGACCAUGAGGAACUCCGUGACGGGAGCAGAGGAACCUUACUUCCCUCACACGAAGCGCCUCAACAGGACAAUGACUGGCUGCAUGGUCAUCAUCCUCAUGGUCAUCAUGGUGCUGAUGUUCCUCAUGGCCGUCAUCCUGUAUCGCACCAUAGUCACCGUCAUCAUCUACGAGUCCGGCAGCUUCUUAACGGGCUCUGCUGGGAGGGUAGCCAGUAUCUCAGGAUCCGUGUUGAACCUGUUGGUCAUCCUCAUGUUGUCCAAGGUUUACACUUCACUGGCUCGCCUACUCACCCGAUGGGAGAUGCAUCGGACUCAGUCGAAAUACGAAGACAUGUUCAUCCUCAAAGUUUUCGUCUUCCAGUUUGUGAACUUCUACUCGUCUCCGGUCUACAUCGCCUUCUUCAAAGGCAGGUUCAUCGGUUACCCGAGAAACUACAAAACUCUGUUUGGAGUUCGUAACGAAGACUGUGGAGCCGGAGGUUGUCUCAUUGAACUGGCCCAAGAGCUGCUGGUCAUCAUGGUGGGAAAGCAGCUGAUCAACAACGCCCAGGAGUUCAUCUGGCCGAAAUUGAGGUGCUGGUGGCAGAAGAGGAAGUCAAGUCAUUGGCCGAAACAAGCGAGGGAGAAGGGAGGAGAUGAGGAGAGAACAGAGGUCCAGGAGGAGGAGGUUUUUCCCUGGGAGACGGACUAUCAGCUGCUGGGCUGUGAAGGCCUCUUCAGUGAAUACCUGGAGAUGGUGAUCCAGUUUGGGUUCAUCACCAUCUUCGUGGCAGCCUGUCCUCUGGCGCCUCUCUUUGCGCUCAUCAACAACUGGGUGGAGAUCCGCCUGGACGCUCAGAAGUUUGUGACGGAGUAUCGGCGGCCAGUGGGCGAGCGGGCUCAGGACAUCGGCAUCUGGUUCCCAAUCCUGCAGGUCAUCGCCCACGUGGCCGUGCUCAGCAAUGCGUUCCUCAUUGCAUUUACAUCCUCCUUCCUGCCGCGUCUAUACUACGCCUACACCAGAGACCGCACACUUACCGGGUUCAUCAACUUCACCCUGGCAACGGCCCCACGCAACUACAACCAGCAACACACACCCUGCAGGUAUCAGGGUUUCAGGGAUGCAGACGGCGAUUACCUCCCGGAGUACUUCCAUCUUCUCGCCAUCCGACUGACGUUUGUCAUUGUGUUCGAGCACGUGGUCUUCUCCAUUGGCCGUCUGAUCGACUUGAUUGUGCCUGACGUCCCCGAGGAGGUGGAGCUGAAGAUGAAGAGGGAGCACUACAUGGCCAAACAGGCGCUGGCUGAGAACCAGUUUUUGGGGAAAACCAUGAUUCCCGGUGAGAAGGACGUCCCGUCCGGCCGUCCUAUAUCCAGACCCUCAUAGAGAGACUGUCCUUUACCAGAUCUGACGGUCAUUCCAGAGCAAACCAGCUCCACAGGCAGCUGCUGAAACACGUCCACAUUAUCUGAACCCAGCUUCCCAUUCCGAUCCAGCUCUUUGAUGGCUCUUCAACCUCUAGAUCUACAAGAGCCCUCGUAGAUAUCUGGAAGAACUACCAGACCCGCAUUGAAUUGCUGAGUCGAACCUGCCAGACAUCUGUAGAUCUCUAUUAGAUCUACAAGACUUCUGAUGGACCUGAAAAUUAUCUCUGAGAGCUUCUGUCCUAAUGGAGACCUUCAUGACUGAAAGAAAUCCUUAGAUGACAACAUCUAAUCCAGAUGAUCUGUAAAAGGACUCCGUAAUGCUGACCACUUCUUCAUCUCUUACUCUCUAUAACUAACAACCCCAUUGACUGACUGUAGCUGUUCGUCGCAUUCGCUCCCUCUCUCAGCUCUCCCUUCAACUGACUCCUUCUUUGGUUGUUACUGAUUGACUACUAAUCAUCAUUUGAGUGCAUGACGCCACUUACCGAGUGCAGCAGCAGGAAAUCUUUACUAGCUACCAACCCUGUUUCAUUUGAAUAAAUAAAUGAAUGUGUAAUAGUUUGUCCUCUAUCACUUGUCCUUUCUACUCUGAGCUUCUGCGUUUUGCUAUCGGCGCAUGUUAUCUAUUAUCUAAGUCUGUCUUCUAUGUCCAUUAAAAAGACAUCGUUAAGCUUUUAUAUUUCUACGAGUACGAGAGAAUUUGAAAUGAUGCAAAUGACAACUGUAUGUUUGUUUUAUUUUGUGCUUUUUACUUAGAUUCCAUUGGAUAUGAAAUAUUUAACAUUUUUACUUAAUGAACCAAAACACCUGCAAUGUAAAAUAUUGUAUUAAUGAAAUACAGGUAAUGAAAAUAAAUAUGACACAAAAUGUAAAUUCCUCCAAAGUA
Molecule: messenger RNA, 3605 nt
Organism: Gasterosteus aculeatus aculeatus (three-spined stickleback)
Lineage: Eukaryota; Metazoa; Chordata; Actinopteri; Perciformes; Gasterosteidae
Gene: ano7
Product: anoctamin 7
Biological process (GO): calcium activated phospholipid scrambling; chloride transmembrane transport
Cellular component (GO): plasma membrane
Molecular function (GO): chloride channel activity; protein dimerization activity
Source: RefSeq, a predicted model, not a curated record